AACCGUAGAAUUUUACACACAUACAAAUAUACGUGCAUAAGUAAGUUGUAUAGUAUAUAAUAGAUAGAAUACUUAAUUCAAAUUUCAGUGGAUCAUUCACAACAUAGGUUGUAUAUAACCCACAAGAUGAUGAGGGUACUCCCCGAAGGUAUGCAGUUGGGUGUCGCUUCAGCCGCAUACCAGAUCGAAGGUGCUUGGAAUGUAUCAGAUAAAUCACCAAGCAUCUGGGAUACAUAUAGUGAUAUACCUGGCACAAUUAAAGAUAACACGACCGGCAAAGACGCGUGUAAAUCCUAUGAAUACUAUCAAAGAGAUAUUGCUAUGCUUAACUUUCUAGGAAUAAUGUUUUACCGUUUCUCAAUAUCAUGGCCGAGAAUUCUGCCAAAUGGAUUCGCGAAUAAAAUAAGCAAGGACGGAUCUACAUAUUACAAUAAUUUGAUUGACGAGCUUUUAGCAAACGGAAUCGAACCGGUGGUCACAAUGUACCAUUGGGAUUUGCCUCAAAGUCUACAAGAUUUAGGUGGUUGGACGAAUCCUUUGAUCGCGGACUGGUUUGAGGAUUACGCACGUGUUUUGUAUGACUUGUAUGGGGAUAGAGUGAAGACGUGGAUCACUUUGAAUGAGCCGAAGCAAAUCGGUGUUUACGGUUAUGGCGCAACGAGAAUGGCUCCAGGUAUAAACGCCCGUGGUAUAGGGGAGUACUUGAGUACGAAGAAUAUGUUGAUGGCACACGCUAGAGCUUGGCAUUUGUACGACAAAGAGUACAGGAGCAAACAAAAUGGUAAAAUUGGCAUAACUAUAGCUACGGACUAUCGCGAAGGUAUGACAGAUGAUCCAGACGAUGUUCAGGCUGGUAUAGACGCUAUGGAUUUUGAGGUCGGCAUGUAUAGUCAUCCAAUAUUCAGUGAGAAAGGUGGAUUCCCUGAAAGGGUGAUAAAAUUGGUGGGAGAGAAAAGCAAGCAGCAGGGAUACCCUGAAAGUAGAUUACCAGAAUUCACGAAAGAAGAAACUGAAUUUGUUAAGGGGACCAGUGAUUUUUAUGGUUUUAAUCAUUACUCAACCAAGUUUUACACACGUAAGACAUACAAGGAAGGAAUAUACCCUGUGCCUUCGUACGAUGACGACCUCGGAGCCGAGUGGUCGCUACUAGACUAUACACCCGCCAUUUUACCACAUUGCACUGAAAUUCCUCAUGGUAUUAGGAAAGCUUUGAAAUGGGUGAAAGACAAUUGUAACAAUCCCCCAAUAAUGAUUACUGAAAAUGGUUUUGGAACUCUCAGCGGAUUACAAGAUGAGGCGAGAAUAUCAUACCUAGUCAAAUAUUUUAAUUCGAUACUGGACGCUAUAGAGUACGACAAAUGUAACGUCGUAUGUUACACUCUAUGGAGUAUUAUGGACAAUUUUGAAUGGGAUAGUGGAUUAAGUGCAAAAUUUGGUAUAUUCGAAGUAGAUUACAAUGACGAAAAACGGACCAGGAGACCAAGGGCGUCUGCGUUUUGGUAUAAGAAUUUAGUCGCUACAAGGAGUCUGAAACCUGAAUACAGACCUACUUUAGAAGAUAUCUCAUUUUGAAAUCAAUUGACUACUUGAUAGUUAUCAAUGAAUUUUGAAAUGUUGGAAAUGGUGAAUUUUAUGUAAACAAUCACUAUUUGGUAUUAUUGUUCUAAAAUAAAUUAUAAGCUUAUUUUAUUUAUUACAAAAUCCACUUGCUAUUUAUAAUUUGUGGAUUACAAGCAACGAAACGUGGGCCGUCAUGACGGAGCGUCAGUGACGUCACAUUUCAAUAAACGAGUGUAGCCGUACUCUUAUAUAUUGAAAUGUGACGUCACAGUUCGAAAUGUCACGUGACAGAUUGCUUUACCAGGACAAUGUAAAAAUUUAAAUAUAAAUAUGCUUUUCUUUUAUUUACUAUUAAUAA
This is a messenger RNA of Diatraea saccharalis (sugarcane borer), 1918 nucleotides long. NCBI's taxonomy places the organism in Eukaryota, Metazoa, Arthropoda, Insecta, Lepidoptera, Crambidae. The record is from the annotation of a GenBank genome assembly.